Messenger RNA from Nicotiana tabacum (common tobacco), 528 nucleotides. The record is from RefSeq and is a predicted model, not a curated record. NCBI's taxonomy places the organism in Eukaryota, Viridiplantae, Streptophyta, Magnoliopsida, Solanales, Solanaceae.
AUGCCUCUUAACUCUAUUUUCAUGUGUGAAAUCUUUGAUGUUUGUGGCAUUGAUUUUAUGGGUCCUUUUCCUCCUUUAAAUGGCUAUGAAUAUAUUUUGGUAGCUGUUGACUAUGUUUCAAAAUGGGUAGAAGCAAUUGCUACUAGAAAAAAUGAUGCUCAUAUUGUUUAUGCAGGUAAAAAUCGUCUAUUGCAACUUGAUGAGUUGGAAGAGUUUAGGCUUACAGCAUAUGAAAAUGCUAAAUUGUACAAGGAAAAGACAAAAAAAUGGCAUGACAAGCUCAUCCACCAUAAAGAUUUUAAAGUUAGAGAUCAUGUUCUGUUGUACAAUAGCCGAUUGAGAUUAUUUCCAGGAAAGCUUAAGUCACACUGGACAGGACCAUAUACAGUAACAAGAGUGACCCCCUAUAGUGCCAUUGAAGUACAAUAUGCAGAUGGGGGAGACAAAUUCAAAGUAAACAGUCAUCGUUUGAAGCCUUAUAUCAGCAGAUUCUUCGACAAACAGGCUUCAACAAUCCUUUUUGCCUAA